AAAAUAUGUUUUACCACAUAUCUCUUGAACACGAAAUUCUGCUUCAUCCUCGCUACUUUGGCCCCAAUCUUCUUCAAACCGUAAAACAAAAACUUUUUACAGAAGUUGAAGGAACUUGUACAGGAAAGUACGGCUUUGUUAUUGCUGUUACUACAAUUGAUAAUAUUGGGGCUGGAUAUAUUCAACCUAGUCGUGGGUUUGUUGUUUAUCCAGUUAAAUAUAAAGCUAUCGUUUUUCGUCCAUUUAAAGGAGAGGUUUUAGAUGCAGUUGUUACACAAGUAAAUAAAGCUGGGUUGUUUACUGAAGUUGGACCUUUAUCUUGUUUUAUUUCUCGACAUUCUAUACCUACAGACAUGGAGUUUGAUCCUAACUCAAGUCCUCCGUGUUAUAAAACUCAUGAUGAAGAAGUUGUUAUUCAACAAGACGAUGAAAUUAGGUUAAAAAUAGUAGGAACUCGUGUAGAUGCUAAUGACAUAUUUGCUAUAGGAACUCUUAUGGAUGAUUUCCUUGGACUUGUAAGUUAGCUAAAAAGGGCAACCAAACUAAAAAAUCAAUUUGUUUCUUUAAUAAAUAAAUUUAAGAUUCAUUAUUUCUUUA
This is a messenger RNA of Hydra vulgaris (swiftwater hydra), 597 nucleotides long. RefSeq names its product DNA-directed RNA polymerase II subunit RPB7. Gene Ontology annotation, biological process: DNA-templated transcription; positive regulation of translational initiation; transcription initiation at RNA polymerase II promoter. Gene Ontology annotation, molecular function: translation initiation factor binding; single-stranded DNA binding; single-stranded RNA binding. The record is from RefSeq and is a predicted model, not a curated record. NCBI's taxonomy places the organism in Eukaryota, Metazoa, Cnidaria, Hydrozoa, Anthoathecata, Hydridae. Gene Ontology annotation, cellular component: P-body; RNA polymerase II, core complex.